AAUCAAUUGAUUUUAUUGCUUUGCCGUGUGUUGGUAAUAGCAAAACCGGAUUUUCAGAUUUGUUUCUUACGGAUCCUGCCGUUGAAAAGAAGUGCUGUGGUUUUUCUGCUGUUCUGGAGUGCCUACUGAACAUCAUCAGGGCCCUGAGGAUGGGGUCCUGCUUAUCGGUGGAUGGGAGGAGUGGUCUCCCUGGUUCGCCGACUUCUGAGUCGAAGAGGAAGAGCGGAAGAAGGAGGCGUGGGAUGCGAACUUCUUCGUUCGAUUACAAGAGGGAUGAGCAGCUGCGUAGGAUUCCAGGGAGGAUGUUCUUGAACGGGGCUAACGAAGUUGCUUCUCUGUUUACCCAACAGGGCAGGAAAGGAACCAACCAAGAUGCUAUGAUCGUUUGGGAGAAUUUUGGUUCGAGAACAGACACAGUCUUCUGUGGUGUUUUUGAUGGCCAUGGUCCCUAUGGCCAUAUGGUUGCAAAGAGAGUGAGAGAUUCUCUUCCAUUGAAGUUAGGUGUCCAUUGGGAAGUAAAUAUAGGCAGCAAUGAAGUGUCCAGAGAACUUAGCAGCAGUGUCUUGGGAAGCAUGAAUUCUGAAGAAACUGCCUCUUUAUGUCUUGAUGAAGUAUCCAGGGAAUCUAUAGAUCUUGAAGAGAAGGAGAAGCACCCAGAUAUUUUUUUUACACUGAAAGAGUCGUUUCUAAAGGCUUUCAAAGUUAUGGAUAAGGAACUGAAAUUGCACCACAAUAUUGAUUGUUUCUGUAGUGGGACAACUGCAGUCACCCUGAUCAAGCAGGGUCAGGAUCUUAUUAUUGGAAAUGUUGGGGACUCUAGAGCUGUACUGGGUACAAGGGAUCAAGAUGAAACACUUAUCCCUGUUCAGUUGACUGUGGACCUCAAACCAAACCUUCCAGCGGAAGCCGAGCGAAUCAGGAAAUGUAACGGAAGGGUUUUCGCCCUUCAGGAUGAGCCUGAGGUUUCUCGAGUGUGGCUGCCUCACAAUGACUCCCCUGGACUGGCAAUGGCCCGGGCUUUUGGGGAUUUCUGCCUCAAGGAUUUUGGUUUGAUCUCUGUGCCAGAGAUAUCUUAUCGACACCUCACUGAGAGGGAUGAAUUUGUAGUGUUGGCUACAGAUGGGGUCUGGGAUGUGCUAUCAAACAAAGAAGUCGUAGACAUAGUGGCAUCAACGCCAAUACGUUCUACAGCUGCUCGAGCCUUGGUCGAGUCAGCAGUUCGUGCAUGGAAAUUCAAAUACCCGACCUCCAAGAUUGAUGACUGUGCGGUAGUCUGCCUCUUCCUUGACUCCAACUCGGACAAUUCCAGUCCCUCCUUCUCCAAAGCGAAAUCACAGUCGACUUCGUUCAACCAACAUGAGUGUAGUCAUGAGAAACAAGAGCCUCAAAGCCUAGGUGGGCUGAAUCGAUCAGGAACAGUACGAGCAGGUCCUGAGAUCCAGCCAGAGGAACAAGAGGAGGAAGAAACCCUGAAUGAAGCUACAAGGCUGACGGGGAUAGGAGAGGACUGGUCUGCUCUGGAAGGUGUCUCAAGGGUGAACACAUUGUUGACUCUACCAAGGUUUAUUGCUGGACCUGAGGAUAAAAGGCACACUGGAGGUACAAAGACUCGGAAAUGAUUGAAGGUGUUAAUUUUGGUUUCAGUUUUCUUGAUCAUAGCAUCACCAAAAUCAUAUCUAUUUUCUUCUUCUUUUUUUUUGUUUAAUUAUUUAUGAUUUCCCUUGCUACAGAAAGGAAGUGUUUGUAGGGGGGGCAUCAUUUGUUUAUUUUGGUUCGGAGAGGUGGACCGGGCUUUAUUAGCGUGUCUGGAGAAUCCUCCUUUCUCUCUCUAUUAUAUCUGGGUAGAUAUGGAAGUUUUGUAAAAAAAAAAAAAUUGUACUCCAUGUUCUUUUGAAUUUUCCUUGGUGGGGGUGGGGGGGGGGUUUCUUAUCUUCUUGUUUUGUUCUUUUGGUGAUAGUGUUAUUUCUUAUUAUUAUGUUGAUAAUAAUUUUGUGAUAUUGAAGCCUCCU
Molecule: messenger RNA, 2009 nt
Organism: Telopea speciosissima
Lineage: Eukaryota; Viridiplantae; Streptophyta; Magnoliopsida; Proteales; Proteaceae
Product: probable protein phosphatase 2C 33
Exons: 5
Coding region: 150-1619 (489 amino acids)
Biological process (GO): protein dephosphorylation
Molecular function (GO): protein serine/threonine phosphatase activity
Source: RefSeq, a predicted model, not a curated record